GGUAUGUCCAGGGGACAGAAUGGCGAUCAGGUUAACGACGGGCUAUUUCAGAAUCUUAACAAAUACCCUUAAAAAAAGUGGAAUUAUCACCGCUUUCAAACCGUCACAGUGUUGGACAUGCAGAUUAGGGGCAAAAAGGCAUCUGCUUUCAGAGGAUGUGAUUCGGCUGCAUGAAUUCCAGCAAAGAAAAGUAGCUGUUGCUCAUCAGAUAUAUGGAGACAAAGAUGACUAUUUUCAGACGCUGGAUAAAAGGCUGCAGAGGAAUGAGCUUGUCCUUAAAGAUGAAUUAAAACUGGUCUUGCAUUUGUGCCAGACCCCAGAAGAUGUGGAAGUAGCCAAGAAUGCCAUUUACAGGUACCAUGAGGAAAAUGGAAAUGUGGCAUUUGGAGAGUUUAAGUUCGGACCUCUCUUUAUGAGGUUGUGUUAUGAGUUAGGACUGGAAGAGACUGCAGCAGAGCUGGUGAAAGACAAGGCUCUGAAAGGAUUCUUUUCAGAUUCAACUUCCUUCAACAUUGUUAUGGAUAUGUUGUUCAUAAAGGGAUAUUAUGACAGUGCUUUGGAGGUGCUGUUAGACAUGAAGAUCCAAGGAGUCUCAUUCAACAAGGACACAUGCACCCUGGCAUCUGCCAUCUGCUACAAACUGAACACUGCAGAGUCCUACAGAAUCUGCACUCUAAUACUGGAGGAGACCCAGAGUAAAGGAAAGCACGUUCCUCGACAGGCCUUCUUCUUUGCAAUUGCUCUUGCACUUAAACAGGAGGACGUUGAGAGAGCCCGCUCACUCUACUCACAGAUUAUGAACACAGAAAGCAAAGUUUGCCUAAAUCUUAAAGUUUUACUGCUGGGCUUGUCAGGGGCUCUGAAGGACCUUCUAUCCUUUCUGGAAUCGGCGAUAGUGACAGACACUCCUACAUUCGUCAAGAAGCCAGCCUUUUCUCAAGAGGUGCUUGAGACAGUCCGAGAGAAGAUGGAGCACAGCACUCAGCUGCACAGUCGAUUCGAGGACAUCUUUGCUAAGCUGCGUUUGUCCGGUCAGGUCACUGAUGUGACUCUGGAUAUAAUGCUGUGUCAUACUCCUAAUGCAAAGAAGAAACACGCGGCUCUGCUGGAUCAGAGGAGAAUCAGUCGAAGGACAUUCAGACCCCUGCAGUCAGCACUGCUGAUUGAGUAGCUGCAUGAAGCCCCCACCUUGAGACACUGCGCUGACCACACAAUGCAAUCCAUUUCACAAAUGAGACCAGACUGCUUUAAAGUAGAAAAACAGCAAGUGGUAGCAACUCAGAAAUAAACUUUGUAGGAAUGUAUUUCAAGAGCCCUAAAUAUUCUUGGGUGGUUUCUUUUUUUGUUUGUUUGUUUGUUUGCUUGAAGCAUUAAUAAUACUGCGUUCAGGUUGGAUUAUGGAAGUGACGUGUCUUAAUCUGGGAAUGCAAUGGAAUCCCUCUGGAAAUGGCUGUUGAGGACUCUUAUAAAAUAAUAGUUAACAAUACAAAUCUACAUGACAAUCACGACGACUGCUUUUGUUUAUAAGGAAUAUCGAGUGUGUGUUAUCUGUUCUUUUCACAAUAGUGUGUCUGGUUGUCCUGUCUAGUUGCUUUCCUUUUAUCAUGCUAAAUGAAUAUAAUACAGCUGCCAA
Messenger RNA from Acipenser ruthenus (sterlet), 1633 nucleotides. Its product is annotated as pentatricopeptide repeat-containing protein 2, mitochondrial-like. Gene Ontology annotation, cellular component: mitochondrion. NCBI's taxonomy places the organism in Eukaryota, Metazoa, Chordata, Actinopteri, Acipenseriformes, Acipenseridae. Bases 20 to 1171 code for a protein of 383 amino acids. Gene Ontology annotation, molecular function: protein binding; RNA binding. The record is from RefSeq and is a predicted model, not a curated record. The transcript is spliced from 10 exons. Gene Ontology annotation, biological process: regulation of mRNA processing; multicellular organism development; mitochondrion organization.